This is a messenger RNA of Megachile rotundata (alfalfa leafcutting bee), 330 nucleotides long. Its product is annotated as vegetative cell wall protein gp1-like. NCBI's taxonomy places the organism in Eukaryota, Metazoa, Arthropoda, Insecta, Hymenoptera, Megachilidae. The record is from RefSeq and is a predicted model, not a curated record.
AUUCCUAAUUCACCGAUACCUAAUUCACCGAUUCCUAAUCCACCGAUACCUAAUUCCCCGAUACCUAAUUCCCCGAUACCUAAUUCCCCGAUACCUAAUUCCCCGAUACCUAAUUCCCCGAUACCUAAUUCCCCGAUACCUAAUAUACCUAAUUCCCCGAUACCUAAUUCCCCGAUACCUAAUUCCCCGAUACCUAAUUCCCCGAUACCUAAUUCACCGAUACCUAAUUCACCGAUUCCUAAUUCCCCGAUUACCAAUUCCCCGAUACCUAAUUCCCCGAUACCUAAUUCCCCGAUUCCUAAUUCACCGAUUUCUAAUUCACCGAUACCU